CAAUUAUUCAAAUAAAAUUGCAAAUUUAAUAGCAAAUCAAAACACUGCUUUUUUUAAGUUUAACAAUGCAAGUAAAUAUAAAUAAUAUUUAGGGAUUAAACGAAAAUUAAGCCAUUAUUUCAGGGCACGCUUUAUCUCCUUAAAAUUAGGUUAAUACUAAUUUGGGCUUGGUGCUAGAUUUCAGAUAAUAGGAUUAAAAGCUUGAUAAAAAAAGAGUUACUAUCACCAAUGAUUUUUCAAUGAAUAAUUACUCAGAUUAGAAAAAGGAUGAUUCCAAAAUGAAUACUGAUAGGCAUAUGAAUGAUAGAUUAAGCAUUUCAAAUUAGUAGCAUUAAAGAACAGAUUCAAUAUAAAAUUAGGGAGAUUAAUAUAAUAUGAAUUAUCCUUCAAGAGUAACAGAAGUUGCCUAAAACACAGAGUUCAAUCCGACAUUAUCAGAUAAUAAUUAAAAUGAAUAAUUAGAGUAAAGAUUAGGUCAAUAGCAAUAAAAUAACAAUUAAAACUCUAAUCAAGAAAAUAUGAAUGAUGAAGAUAAAGUAAAAAGUUUGAUGAUCAUAAAAAGUGUUAUAAUUAAAUCGAUGAAUGUCUACGUUUUUCUGAUUUUUUAUAGUGCUUAAAUGAUUAUGGACUUCAACUACAAAGUAGUGGUUUCAAUCCUACUAUUGUUCGACUUAUUUAGUAUUUAUACUAAUUUUUAAAAAUAUAGACUCAACAAGAAAGUGGAUAUAGACGAAUAUCAAACAGAAGAAGAAAUUGAGUUCAGAUAUGAAUACAACAAAUAUUUAUUGUUAAAAGUUAUAGAAAUUAUUGUUUUCUUCAUCUUCAAAAUUCUAUUAAUUAUCAGAUUCGAUGUGAUCUACAUUAACUUAGUUUUAGUUACUACAAUUGUUUUUGUAUUCGUAGUUUUUAAAAUACUUUAUAUGUUCAAACUCAAAGUCAAAGAGUACAAUCCAAUUUUCAAUGAAACAAUGCUUUUACUUUUUAAGCUUUUUGUCUCUUUUUAAGCCUUGUUAGUAUCGCUCAAAGUUGAAUAAACAGUGGACUGGGAUUGGGUUCAUAUAUUUUGGCCAGCAUAUAUUUUUUUAUUGACUACUGCUGUCAUCACUUUAGGGCUAAUUUUUAUUAUUAUAACAAAAUGCUACUUUUGCCUAAAAAGAUCUUCUCAAAAAAAAAUAGAAAUUAUUGGAUUACUUUGGAUUUGCAUUUUUAUGGUCAGCUUUACCGUUACAUCAAUUAUGUUCUUGAAAUCUUUUAUUUUUACUGAAGAUUACGGGCAAGAUGAUUCAAUGCAAGUUGUUCUAUUUAUUUCGUUGGUUUUUUUGGUGGUAAUGCUUAUGUUUUCAUCUUUAGAGUGGAAUUAAAUAAUAUAAUUUGUGUAUGAAAUAUCAAUAAUAAUUAAUGCUGAGGAAGAAGAAGAUAUAGAAUAUGUCAUCAGCGAGAAUCCUGAGUAAUAGAAAAAGGCAAAGAACAAAUCUAAGAGAAUAAAAACUGUAAAUCCUACAGAAUAAGAUGAAUAAUAAAACAAUAUACCCUAAUUUUUAUAAAAAUUGUCUUCUACUUACUUCAGUGCUAUUGCAAAUAGAUAAAAUGUAUAGAAUAACUUAGCCAAAAAUAGCUCAAAAAUUAAACAGCAGAUAAAAGAUUAAAAAGAAAAAGGAACUCGACAUAAAUCUUAGUCUUUUAUGAUCCAUAAGUACGAAAUAAAUCAUAGCGUAGAUUUUAACAAGAAACCUAUUUAAGAUAUUAAUGUGUCUAUAUCUUAAAGAAAUUAAGGAAACAGCGAUUAGAAUAAAUGGAAAAAAAUAGCCUUAGACACCAAUUAAAAAUUUAAAAAGUUAAUUGAUACUCCUCAAAUUUAAAAGCUUUCUUAGUAAUUAAAUACUCAUGUCAAAAAAAAACUUUUUGAAAAUUACUCUGAGUCUCCAAAAAAUACCAGAGUCUGCAAGUCAAACAAUGUAAGUUUUGUAGGUCAUCAAGAUUCACACAGAGGAAACAAAAAAAUUGAGCAGAGCGUUAUAGAAGAUAAAGAUAUUCAAGUUAAUGCUCCUAAUAUGAAUGAUUAAUCUAAUGUAACUUGUGUUAUCUGCUUUGAUAACGCUCCUGAUUCAGUUUAUAUGCCCUGUGGACAUGGAGGCGUGUGCUAUGAAUGUUCUGUUGAUAUUAUGAAAAAUACAGGCGAAUGCUAUUUGUGUAGAGAAGCUAUAAAAGAAAUUCUGAGAUUAGACAUUAAAGAGAAAGCACAAAAUAAUAAUUUCAGAGUUGUAGCUUUGACUACACUAGUAGACGAAAGUAUUGUUGAAGACAAAAAAUAAAAUAAAAACCAGCUAAACAAUAUACAUGAAGUAGAGGAAGAUAAUCAUGAUUGAUUGAUGGAUGGAUUAAUGGAUUGAAUAAAUCUAUUAAUGAAAAAAUUAAUAUUAAUUAAUUACUUCUCUUUUUCUUAAAAAUCAUUUCAAAUAUCUAUAAUUAUCAAUUUUAAUCUUAUUAAUUUAAAAAAAAGAAUUAAUUUUCUAUUGAUAUUUAAAUAAAAAGAUUUUGUAAAUAAACAAAUUAAAUAAGAUUAAAUUAAAUCUAUAAAAUUAUAUUUAAAAUUUAUUAGUUAUUUAUUAAAUAAAUAAAUAAAUUUUUUAUUGUAAUUUCUACAGUUAAAAU
Tetrahymena thermophila SB210 is the source of this 2652-nucleotide messenger RNA. RefSeq names its product zinc finger, C3HC4 type (RING finger) protein. The transcript is spliced from 10 exons. The record is from RefSeq and is a predicted model, not a curated record. Lineage: Eukaryota; Ciliophora; Oligohymenophorea; Hymenostomatida; Tetrahymenidae.